Ustilago hordei is the source of this 1674-nucleotide messenger RNA. RefSeq lists its product as uncharacterized. Bases 1 to 1674 code for a protein of 557 amino acids. Gene Ontology annotation, molecular function: zinc ion binding. Lineage: Eukaryota; Fungi; Basidiomycota; Ustilaginomycetes; Ustilaginales; Ustilaginaceae. The record is from RefSeq and is a predicted model, not a curated record. The transcript is spliced from 2 exons.
AUGUCGCGAGCUGAGUGGAGCAGUAUCGGCUCUGAUGCCGAGGUGCGACACGAUUUCGAUCAGCCGUUUGACACCCACCAUCCUCUCCGGACAGCGCAAGACAGCAACGAUGUACAGGUCCACCACUCGGAUGAUGAUGAUGAUGAUGAUGUUGAUGGCGCAGACCUCGCAUCGCUGAACGAGUCCCAUCAUAGCUUCGACUCGGCUUCCACAUAUCAUCCACCAGACGAGCAAAGGAGCCAAACAACGCCUCAGUCGGACUUUGUUGAUGAUGCCAAUGAUCAAUCCAAUCAAGCCAUUUGCCGCAUCUGCUUGGAAUCGUCUUCAAGCGAUGCCUCCGGUGGCGAGUCUCUUGGCCGUCUUCUAUCGCCCUGCAGGUGCAAAGGAACCAUGAAGUAUGUCCAUGCCACUUGCCUCGAUCAGUGGAGAGCUGCUUCAGCUAGGUCCUCUUCCGCAGUUGCAUGCGACCAAUGUGGCGCCCCAUACCGCUUUCGCAAGUCCAAGUUUGUCGGCCUUGCUACGUCUCCAUCUCUCCUUUUCGUCGUCAGCCUGUUUCUAUUCCUCCUGCUCAUCUGGACCGUUGGCGUGAUAGCCACUCUCUGCAUGGAUCUCUACGAUACAUCUUCCUCUCCGAAAGCUCAAUAUACCUCUCGCAAGACGAGGUCAAGACGUUGGUGGCCAUGGAGAGGCUCCAACCUGGAUGCAGAAGCUGAGUUGGCGCCAUUCCAGACCGAUGCCUGGUCCUACCUCGAUGCAGAUUCUUCUACUCCCGGUCUUUGGAGCUACAGCACCCUUAUGUACGAACCAGCGGCUUACGUCAAGCUUAUCAAGGAGGCUGUGCGCUCUUUCGCUUCAGGAGAGGCUGUUGAUGCAGUUCGGCAAGUCGUUGGCCUCCAAGAGUCGCCGGAAACUGUUCAGAGCGUGCAAGAGGAAGCAUAUGACGAGCGGCCCUUUUGGUCUGCGCUCAAGAAUGAAUGGAUGUACGGUGAUGGCGGACUGUGGAAGAAGGAAGCCAGCACUCCGUCACAAGUAUCAGACGUGAGCACAAAAGCUGGCCCCCUCUCCUCACAACAAAACAAUCCGACAAAAGGAAAGUCGAGCGAGAAGUACGAUGCACGAGCAGCUGCUGACAUUAAUGACAUCAAUGCGAUUAAGCGGCGCCGCCAAGGCAAAGCCAAGUCCGUCCGACGCACAAGCAAGCUCGCCGCCGAGCCGCAAGGAUGGCUGAACAAACUUUUAGUACAAUUCUCGGUCGGUUUCUCCCUGGUCGGUAUACUCUCCUUCGUCAACCUUCUCGUUGGUGCCUCCUUCCUGGGACCCAUCAACCUGCACAACUUUGGUCUCGGUCGAUCCUUCGCUCGCAUGACAUCGGGUGGUCGACCUUCCAGAAACGGCAACCGUGACGGCGUCAAUAUUGCUUCGAUCCUCAUUGUUCUGCUUGUGCUCAUUGGUGUCGUGCGCGCCUUGCAUGUCGUGUACAAGCUUGUACGCAAAGCUGCCCGAAGGGGGCUGAGCAGGCUCGAGGCGGUCAUUGUAGAUUGGAACCAUGAGGACGAGGAGCAGCAGAGCAACCUCGUCACAGCGACACGCUCGGAUUUAGAUGGCACAGCUGUUGAUCGAGGCGAGGGCGUGAGAUUCAGACAGCCAUUCGUUGGCCUAGCAGGAGACGAUUGA